AUGCUGCGGGUUGGGCCCGUUUGUCCCGGUUUCCCUGCAGGCCUUUGCUUUCACUUUCACCCUCCGGGCAUGGAAGGCCGCAGCCCUCAGGGCCGCCCCACUGGUGCCACGCUCCGCCCACGGCUGCCGCUGCCCCGGCUGGGUGUCAUCAUCCAAGGCCACACGCAGUGCAGCUGCCAGGCCGCAGCGCCCACCAUGGCCCUGUCCGAAGCCCUGGAGCGGCUGGACGAGGAGGCCAUCUGCUCCAUCUGCCUGGAGUACAUGAGCGAGCCCGUCAGCGUCGACUGCGGGCACAACUUCUGCCGCAGCUGCAUUGGGAAGCACUGCCAGGAGAAGGGGUUGUGGAACGACACGCCCUUCUCCUGCCCGCAGUGCCGGGCCCCCUGCCGCCGCAGCAGCCUGCGGCCCAACCGGCAGCUGGCCAACAUCGUGGAGAGCAUCCGGCAGCUGGGGCUGAGGGGAAGCGUGGGGACGGCGACGGAGACGGGGGCUGGGACCCUGCUUUGCCCCCUGCACAAUGAGCGCCUCAAGCUGUUCUGCGAGGUGGACGAGCAGCCCAUCUGUGUGGUGUGCCGGGAGUCUCAGCAGCACCGCUCACACACCGUCUACCCCAUCGAGGAGGCUGCACAGGGGUACAAGGUCAAACUCCAGAAAUGUCUGGAGCAACUUUCCAAGGAAGUGGAGGAUAUGAAGAAGCGUGAGUCAGAGGCGAAGAUGAAAACCCAGGAGUGCAAGGAGAAAGUGAAGAGAAAGCGGGAGACGAUUGUGUGUGAGUUUGGGAAGCUGCAUCAGCUGCUGGCUGAUGAGGAGAAGCUGCUGCUUCAGAAGCUGGAGGAGGAGGAGACACAGAUUCUGGUGAUGAUCUCUGAAAACCUGGCCAGGGUGACAGAGCAGAAGUGCUCGCUGGUCGAGCUGAUCCUGGAGAUAAAGGAGAAGAUGCAGCAGCCAGUUGAAGUGUUGCUCAAGGACAGGAGAUGCAUCCUGAACAGGUGUGAAAUGAUGAAGUUUCAGGCCCCCAAACCUGUGUCUGUGAACUUGAAGGAGGACUACAGCAUCCCAGAACGCUGCAUGGGUAUGAGACACAUGCUGAGGAAGUUCAAAGUGGAUGUGACUCUGGACCCGGAGACGGCGAACCUUGAGCUCAUCCUGUCUGAGGACCGCAAGAGCGUGCGGCGUGGGAGCAGGAAGCUGUUCCUGUUGUUAUUUGACAGCCCCAAGAGGUUCAACUGUGCUCCAGUCGUGCUGGGGCUGCAGGCCUUCUUCUCGGGCCGCAGCUACUGGGAGGUGCAGGUGGGAGAUAAGCCGGAGUGGGGCCUGGGGCUGUGCAAGGAGGCUGCCGGCCGGAGAGGCAACAUCGUCUUCUCCCCCCAAAAUGGCUACUGGGUGCUGCGGCUGCAGAACGGUGGCUACGAGGCCCUUACCUGCCCCGUGUCCUGUCUGACCCUGCGCGUCAGGCCCCGGUGCAUUGGCAUCUUCCUGGACUAUGAGGCAGGAGAAAUCUCCUUUUACAACGUGUCCGACCGCUCCCACCUUUACACCUUCACCGACAAGUUCUCGGGGAAACUCCGGCCUUUCUUCUACCUGGGCUCCCUUAUGGGGGGCAAAAAUGCAGAGCCCUUGGUGAUCUCCUGGAUGAGGGACACGCAGGGGACCAGCUGUGUCGUCCUGUGACAGGGACAGACAGAGCUGUGGGGGCACAAUGAACUGCUCAGGUGAGCAGGAGGUGAUGGAUGGCUGUUGUUAUGUGCAUAGCAUGGAGUGGGGACCCAGCCAGGACCAUGCUGGAUUGUAGCACCUGUUGUCCACCGGUGCUCUACUGCUCAUCCCCAGGCUUCUGGUGGUGGGGGCUCACAGCCUGCUGUGUCGUGAUGCUUUGGAUAUGAAUUGUACUGACAUAAGGCAAUAAAGAGAUGAUCUGAGGA
Messenger RNA from Gallus gallus (chicken), 1922 nucleotides. It is a transcript of the gene TRIM58, whose product is annotated as tripartite motif containing 58. The transcript is spliced from 6 exons. The record is from RefSeq and is a predicted model, not a curated record. Gene Ontology annotation, molecular function: zinc ion binding; protein binding. NCBI's taxonomy places the organism in Eukaryota, Metazoa, Chordata, Aves, Galliformes, Phasianidae. Bases 1 to 1671 code for a protein of 556 amino acids.